Messenger RNA from Rhododendron vialii, 1674 nucleotides. RefSeq lists its product as uncharacterized. The transcript has 7 exons. NCBI's taxonomy places the organism in Eukaryota, Viridiplantae, Streptophyta, Magnoliopsida, Ericales, Ericaceae. The record is from RefSeq and is a predicted model, not a curated record. The coding region runs from base 40 to 1416 and encodes 458 amino acids.
UCUCUCUCUCUCUCUCUCUCUCCCCCUCCUCCCACCCCAAUGGUUCCUCUCUGCGCUUCCAAACUCUCCCUCCCCCCUUCUCUCUCCUCCCCCAUCUCCUCUCUCCUCUUCGACCCACACUCCCUCUCUCUCUCCCUCUCCCACCCCGACUCCUCCCUCUCCCUCUUCCCCUCUCUCUCCCCCUCCCCCCUCUCUCUCCCCUCCCCCCAAACCCUAAUCCCCCCUCCCUCCUCCUCCUCCACCUUCCUCCGCCUCCAAAACCCUACCAACCCCACCACCACCACCCUCUUCCUCGUCUCCUCCCCCCUCCGCGGCGGCUCCUCCGUCCUCCUCCGCUUCUACACCCUCCUCAAAAUAACCUCCCAAUUCGCUAAAACCCACGUCAUUUGCAAUCAAACCGGGUUAAAUUUCGACGAAAACAAGUCAGGAGUGGUUUUCAAUGUCAGCCACGGCGUGUCGAUCAAGCUCGUGGGGUCGGUUAACGUUUUUGUUAUGUACUCGGUUUCGAAUGCGAAGGUUUGGGUUUUUGCAGUGAAGAUGAUGGAUGAUGAUGGGGUGAGUGUGAAGCUGAUGAAGUGUGCUGUGAUUGAUUGUAUUGUGCCUGUUUUCGCGGUUAGUGUUUCGUAUGGGUACUUGAUGUUGGGAGAGGAGAAUGGGGUUAGGGUUUUUGCUUUGAGGCCACUUGUGAAAGGGAGAGUUGUUAAGAGACGUCAAGGGGAGAUUAGGGAGUUGAGUAAUGGGAAAUUGGAAGGUCAAAGUUUACCGAACGGAGUGCAUCACACAAUCAGAACAAUUGAAGGUGAAGGGACUAUGGAGAUAUGUUCUAAUAACGGGUACUUGGAAUGGAAGAGUGAUAAGCAUUGCGAUUCUGUGAAGUUGAAGUCUGUAAAACUGGGACAAGACUCUAAAGGAGGGAGCACUUGUUUUGCGUCAUUUAAGAACAAGGAGGUUGACAGCUACAAACUUAGUAAGGUGCCAUUGCAGCCGGCAAAGGCAAUUUCCAUCCAGGCUUUGUCCCCGAAAAAGUUUCUGAUAUUGGAUUCAGUAGGACAGUUGCAUCUAAUGUGUCUCUCACUUCCUGUCGUCCCUGUCGGCGGGUCAGAUAUUCAUUGCCAUGUGAAGCAGUUAACCAACACCAUGAAAGUUGAAAAGCUGGUUGUUCUUCCUGACGUGUCAACAAGAACGCAAACUGUUUGGAUAUCAGAUGGAUGCCAUACAUUGCACAUGCUGGCAGUAUCUGAAAUGGAUACUUCUGUAGGAGAAAAAGAGAAUAAAGACAGCGAGGAAAAGCCUGUGGGGAUUUCAGUUAUUCAAGCCAUAUUUGCCUGUGAAAAGAUUGAAGAUGUGAUUCCUUUGGCUACAAAUGCAGUUUUGCUUCUUGGACAAGGAAACUUAUAUGCGUAUACAAUUUCAUGAAGAUAUUUGAGGGUUAUUCUAUAGUGCAUUUCAUUGCCUUGGCUGUUUAUUUUCCAGGGCAUUUAUCCAAGCCAGUUUACUUCCAAUUUUUGCCUGUUGAGGGGAUUCAGGGAUCACAAGUUAUGUUGAGGAAUUGGCUGAUCUGGUUCUUUCUGAUUCCCAUCGGUCCGUCUUUUAGCAUGUCACUCUAGUCAUGAGCUGCAGUUGUCUCUUAUAUAUUGUGUUGUUCAUGACUCCAAGGCCACUGAGCUCUUGAAG